Molecule: messenger RNA, 573 nt
Organism: Aspergillus fijiensis CBS 313.89
Lineage: Eukaryota; Fungi; Ascomycota; Eurotiomycetes; Eurotiales; Aspergillaceae
Exons: 2
Coding region: 1-573 (190 amino acids)
Source: RefSeq, a predicted model, not a curated record
AUGCCGUUCAUUACCACCACCACCAAUAUGGAGUCUACGCUCGACCUCCGGGUGUAUAACUCAUAUACAGUUCACGAGCACCAGCGGACCAUCGUCGUAUCAGGCACCCUGGAUGACGGAAUGCGGCCCCUUCCCUCCACGGCUUGUGUCGCGCGGGCUUUCUCGUGCAGUGCUAUUGUGAGCUACGAGCCUGAGGAGAACCCGGCGUCGUCAACACCCCCGCCCCCGCACCCGCAUCGAAACCCCCGGCUAAACCCCCCCGAACCUCCCGAACCCCACGCACCCCCAGAAAACAACCCCCCGCCCGAAAUCCACACCCUGCCCGCCAAAUGCCCCUCCGGCAAGGGCUUCGACGCCGGCAGCCCGAUCCGCUGCCUCCACAAGGAGCCCGGGCGGUACAUCUGCAUGUCGCCGGUGGGGUGGGCGCGCCCGCACUGCCAGCGGGUUUUUCCGUCGGUGUUCCUCCUCCGGCAGCAUCUGCGAGCAGGAAGAGCCGAACGGAAUUGUUUGGCUCUUGUGCGCCCUUCAGAUUCUGCGCGUCCGCUAUCCGGUCACCGUCCAUCCGCUGCCUGA